AUGAGCUACAAAUGUUGCAAACUGAAACCUUUUAUUCAUUAUGUGUGCACCAAGUGUUCUAGUGUGUUUCAUAAAAGCUGCGUGCAACAACAUUGGAAAAAAAAAGUUAGAUUUGUGAAAGACAAUAAAAUAAUCUGUUGCCAAGAGAACACCGAGGAAGAACACAUAGAAGAAAACAGUAUAUUAGAAAAAACAAUCAACGAACUUGCCGAAGAUGGAUUUCUAAAAGACAGGUACAUACAAAAACUGAAGGAUGAAAAUCAAAUUGCAUUACAACUGGCAUUUGAAUCUGAAAAAGAAAUGAAUUCACUGAUUGAAAGGCAAAAAAAGCUCAUUGAAGAAAUGGAAGGUAAAAUUAAGGAGCUAACGAAAGAAAUCAGAGAAAAAAGGAGUGGCGUAGAUAUUCCAAUACUAGAUGACACACUGAGAGAGGAAACUUUGACUCAAGAGGAUAGAAACUCAACAAGUCUUUUUGAAGAAUUGGAAGUAGCGAAUAUAUCAACUGAAAUUAUUCAACAAAAUACUACUACUACUACUACAAAUAUUGAAGAUUUCCCGGCGUUCGCGCUCACACGGUGCGCUGCAAUUCAGAGCUAUAGUAAAUCAAUCGAGACCGUCAGAAUGAAACGAAAUGUCGAGCUAGGCGAGGUUGCCAGCGUGAUAGAAAUUGAGUAG
Phaedon cochleariae (mustard beetle) is the source of this 675-nucleotide messenger RNA. Lineage: Eukaryota; Metazoa; Arthropoda; Insecta; Coleoptera; Chrysomelidae. The record is from the annotation of a GenBank genome assembly.